CUGACACUGACCGUACAACUUUCUUUCUUUCUAUCUUCGUCAAGAAUCUUUAUACCGAAUCAAAUAAUAUUCCGGCGAGAAACACAACAAUGGACAACUCAGCUCCAGAUUCUCUCCCUAGAUCCGAAACCGCCGUCACCUACGACUCCCCCUACCCUCUCUACGCGAUGUCCUUCUCCUCCUCCUCCACCCACCGCAUCGCCGUCGGAAGCUUCCUCGAAGACUACAACAACCGCAUCGACAUCCUCUCCUUCGAUCCCGACUCCUUAACCGUCAACCCCCUCCGCAGCCUCUCCUUCGACCACCCUUACCCUCCCACCAAGCUAAUGUUCAGCCCCCCCUCCCUCCUCCGCCGCUCCGGCGACCUCCUCGCCUCCUCCGGCGACUUCCUCCGCCUCUGGGAGAUCAACGAGGACUCCCCCGUCUCCGAGCCCCUCUCGAUCCUCAACAACAGCAAGACGAGCGAGUUCUGCGCGCCGUUGACCUCCUUCGACUGGAACGACGUCGAGCCGAAGCGGUUAGGCACGUGCAGCAUCGACACCACGUGCACGAUCUGGGACGUUGAGAAGUCCGUCGUCGAGACGCAGCUCAUCGCGCACGACAAAGAGGUCCACGACAUCGCCUGGGGUGAGGCUAGGGUUUUCGCCUCCGUCUCGGCCGACGGAUCCGUUAGGAUAUUCGAUCUGCGCGAUAAGGAGCAUUCGACGAUCAUCUACGAGAGUCCUCAGCCCGAUACGCCUCUUUUAAGGCUCGCGUGGAACAAGCAGGAUUUGAGGUAUAUGGCGACGAUUCUGAUGGAUUCGAAUAAGGUUGUGAUUCUUGACAUUCGGUCGCCGACGAUGCCUGUUGCUGAGCUGGAACGGCACGAGGGGAGUGUGAAUGCGAUUGCGUGGGCGCCGCAGAGUUGUAAGCAUUUAUGCUCGGGUGGGGAUGACACGCAGGCGCUUAUUUGGGAGUUGCCGACGGUUGCUGGACCUAAUGGGAUUGAUCCGAUGUCGGUUUACUCGGCCGGUUCGGAGAUUAAUCAGUUGCAGUGGUCUUCUGCGUUGCCUGAUUGGAUUGGGAUUGCUUUUGCUAAUAAAAUGCAGCUACUUAGGGUUUGAGGUUUGUGUGAACUGAAUGAUGAUGUUUCACUUGUUUAUUGACUAGAUGGAGAUGGGAAGUGAUCAGAAUCGGAGAUAGCAUAGACCCUUGUUCCCAGUAAGGUGCGUAAGAUUAGUACGGUUUGGUUGGUGCAUGAGCACUAUGGUUUCUUUGAUCCGCAAUGCCUUUCUGCAUCUAUCUUAUUGUAACUAAAGACUUAAUUCAUUUGAUCUACCAAAUUGCCGACUGCUUUAUCCCUAUUUGUGUAUAAACCCCAAUAUUAUUGCGGUAUCUGAUGUUUAGAUUUGUAAUUGGGAGCUUUAGUACAACGCACCCUAUCUUAUUUUGUUUGAAUGUUUUGUGUAGAGUAAAGUGGCCUCUACUAGUCAUGGGUCUGACAGAUGAUAGUGCACACCAUUUGAAAGUACAUAUUUGAAUACAAAGAUAUUUAUAAAAGUGAGACAUUUAAGGUUUGU
Molecule: messenger RNA, 1559 nt
Organism: Eruca vesicaria subsp. sativa (arugula)
Lineage: Eukaryota; Viridiplantae; Streptophyta; Magnoliopsida; Brassicales; Brassicaceae
Source: the annotation of a GenBank genome assembly